UUUAACGUGCUUGUACCGUAUAACCUUAUAGUACAAAUGCGUCAACUGAGAAGACACAAAACUCCCGUUAGGAGAAUACGAAAAAUAUGCAGAAGUGUCGAAUUUGCGGUAGUACAGAUUUUUAUAAAGAAGCUGGCUACUUUUUCUGUCAAACAUGUCAAACGCAGAAUGAGGAUAUCAGAGAAGAAGUUCUUGAGUUACGUGUAGAUAAUACCACUAGAUUACGAAAAACAAGAAUUAGGCAAUUAAGAUUAGACAAAUCAGGUGAAGAACUUGGUUGGACUUCAUGGGAAUUAUACAAUUUUGUUUUAAUUGGUUUAACAAAUGAAUUAAUAGAACUUGGAGUUCCACCUAAAAUAAAAUUAACAAUUUUACAAUUAUGGGCAACAUAUUUAGGUAAAAUUGAAGUAGCAUUUAUCUCAACUAAGAAAAGAUAUGUACCAAAGUUGGCUAGAAGAUAUAAAAAGAGGGAUGCAGAAAUUAUUUAUGGCAAAGUACAAUCACAGAAAAAAUCUAGAAAACGCAAAAGAACUGGUAGUAGCACAAAUACUUCUGUUAUAUCGGCUAAUCAAAGUGAGGGUAGUUCAAUGAGACAAAUAAAUAAAAAUAAAAAACUUUUAGCAGCAGCAGAUUAUGAUAGAUAUCUUCAAUCCCAAGAUAGUUCUGCUGAUGGCAGAAGUAGUUCAUUUAGCCAAAGCAUAUAUAGUAUUCAAUCUAGCUCUGUAGCAUCUUCAGCAAAUGAGGGAAAGGUACAAUUCAGUUCCCAUGCCAAAGAAGAGGCAAGAAAAAUUAAAAGAUUGUCUAAAAAUCUACCAAGAUCCGAAAGAGUCAAGUACAGAGCUAAGCAUAUAAGUACUCAAUACAAAAUGGGACCUCAUAUAAUUACACCUAUGCGGUUAUGGGCAAUUAUAUAUCUAGCUUUACGGAUUCAUAAUCAUCCUAUACAAUUAGGAGAUAUGUUAAGAUAUGGAAAAGAAGGGCAUUUAUCUUAUUACAAAUUAGACCACUUAUUGCCACCAGAAGUAGAUUUAACAGCAAAUGAAAGAAACUUUUUAAGACAAAAUGUUGAAAUUACACAUAAAGGAAUGAGACGAAUAUCUGCAAGUAUGGCAAAAUUUCUUGGUGUGUGGAACAUAUUUUGCCCAGAUUUGUUAUCAUUGAUUAGCAGAUAUUGCCAAGAACUAGGAUUACCAAGGGGCAUUCUAUUAUAUACAGAGAGAUUAAUAGCUUUAUCACCUCCUAAUAUGAUAUUUGAUAUAAAAAAAUCAUAUAUUCCAAACUACGAAGGUCGUGCAAUCGCAUUUAUUAUAAUAGUCUUGAAAAUUUUACUUGCUCUAGAUGGUAUAACUGAGUAUCAUAUCAGUAGAAUUGCAGAAAAGAUCAAUAGCGUAGCUAUUGAACGCGGUUUACUAAAUGAAAAACUUUUUAAUUUUCAAGAAUGGCAAAGGUAUAUCGAGUGCAGGAAAACAAUCUUAGUGCACGCACAUUAUCCAACGAAAAUGAAAUACGCUCCGAAUUCGGACGAAGUUGAUGAUUUAUAUUUAAAAUUUGUAGAAUUUAUAUCCUCUAAAUCGGAUAGAAGGGAAUCAGACAUAAAAAAUUCUAAACACCUUUUACCAGAAGAACUUAUCAAUGCCAUGGCAAAGCAUAUAACUGAGUUAAUAUCCGAUGAUCUAUCGUCAAGGACGAUAGACAUAUUUCCUCCAUCUUUAACGCCGCUUUACUCAUAUUUGCAGCAUUUAUUCGAUCAUCCGUAUUACGAUAUUCCUAGUAUAUUACGAAAUGAUUUUUAUCUUACGAAAGUUGGAUACAUGACAAAACCUGAUUCUUUAAUAGAGCUAGCAAUGAAGUGCGACAUGCAGUUAGAAAUAAUAGAUUCCAAUGUACAUUUUCUCGAGAAAAAUGUACCUCUAUUUGAACAGCCUAGAAUGCCAAGUAUGAAUGAACUAAAACAGCUCGUCGAUGUGCAAGAUGACUUAGAAAAUCAACAAGCAAGUGAAAGUAUAAAUGAUUAUUUGCACGCUAAAAUACCAUGUACUAUUAAAUUUAAUGCCGUUAAAAACCAAUAUUACAAUAGCAUUGAAAGUACACCAAAGAGCUUAGAAAAUAUCGAUAUGGGAAAUGAUUUUACAUUUACUGAAACUCUACCAAACGGGAAGUUAGCGAUUCCAACUGAUAGCGAUGAUGAAAAUGAAGAAGAAGACUCUGAUUUUAUCAAUAACUUGGAUCAGGAAAAAAUUAUUCUAGGAAACAAAUUCUGUGAUAAAUACAACUUACGUUUAUCGUUGACAGAAAAAAAAUCGAUUUAUACAUCAAAUGUAAUACGCUCUAAAAAACUUAAAGCACAACUCGAGCGAAAUACUAAAGGUGAAUUUGUUAAAAAAAGUGCUUUACUUACAAAUAUUGAAAAAAAUAGCGAUGAUGUUUUUGCUGUCAAAGAAAAUGUAAGCUUUUAUGAUAGCCCCGAAACAAACGAAGUAUGCAUCGAUGUUGAAACCAUCGCAAAAGAACAAUUAUUUUUGAAUGAAAAUAUUGACCUCGAUGGCAUUGAUAUUGACGAUAUAUAUAUGAAAAAUGAUUUUUUUAAUAUCAGUGACUAUUUUAAUUUCAGCGACAUUUCAAUUUUUAGUAAAAUUAAUGACGUUUCUACAUCUGCAGAAAGUAAAAAGAAUAACGUAGAUAACAAGAAAUAUCGAUUUUUUAGACCCUUUAACGAGUAUUGGACAUAUCAUUGCAUUUUUAGUCGUGUAAAAUCAAAAAAUUUUGUUACAUUUGAAAAAGAAUUACCACGAACUUUCCGUUGGUUGUUGAACGAAUGCGCACUCAUGGUGGAAAUGUCUAGAGAGGAUUUAUACGAAGAAAUAUGUUUAAUUGAAAAUUAUCAUUCGCAGGUUUUGAAAUCUUGCAAUCCUGAAAACAACGUUCGCAGCAACGUAAAUACAACAACCAAAAAUCAAUUAAACUUUAUUUUAAGUAAAUGGUAA
Eufriesea mexicana is the source of this 2984-nucleotide messenger RNA. It is a transcript of the gene TAF1B, whose product is annotated as TATA box-binding protein-associated factor RNA polymerase I subunit B. Gene Ontology annotation, cellular component: RNA polymerase transcription factor SL1 complex; RNA polymerase I core factor complex. The transcript has 10 exons. Gene Ontology annotation, biological process: nucleolar large rRNA transcription by RNA polymerase I; RNA polymerase I preinitiation complex assembly. NCBI's taxonomy places the organism in Eukaryota, Metazoa, Arthropoda, Insecta, Hymenoptera, Apidae. Gene Ontology annotation, molecular function: RNA polymerase I core promoter sequence-specific DNA binding. The record is from RefSeq and is a predicted model, not a curated record. Bases 87 to 2984 code for a protein of 965 amino acids.